UAUCUCGUCAUGUAGCGGUAAAGGAUGAGUUACGUAUCGCCUGUAGUAUAUUGGUUCGUUGCCUUAGCGGAUGGAGUGUAAAGUAUGUAGGCUAGCUAAGUUGUUUCAUUCCCGGAGCAUCAGAGUAUCAGCGUACCGGCUUCGUGGCUCUCUAAACACUUAAAAUGUCCCCAGUUUUGAUAAGGUUUUUUUACAGUGCAUUACUCUUUUGUACAAUAUUGUGCGACAACGACACGGAGGAAGAUGAACAUGCUAAGCACACUUACACGGUGGAAAUGUUCAACAGUGCCAUCACAACUGCUCCACACUUUGUGAUGUUCUUCGCACCGUGGUGUGGUCAUUGCCAGAGGCUACAGGGAACAUGGAAUGAGCUGGCAGAUAAAUACAACAGUAUGGAGUCUCCCCCAGCCUAUGUUGUAAAAGUAGACUGCACUAAGGACACAAAGUUUUGCUCAAGUGAACAUGGAAUCCGUGGAUACCCCACGCUAAAGCUCUUUAAGCCUGAGCAGGAGGCAGUGAAGUACCAGGGCCCACGAGACCUGCAGUCCCUGGAGUCCUGGAUGCUCAAAACUCUUCAAGAGGAACCCAUGGAGCCGGAGAGCGAGCCAGAGCCCCCCAAAGUUCCAGAGCCCUUGCAGGGCAUGUACGAGCUCACUGCAACAAACUUCAAAGCGCACAUCUCCAAAGGUUCUCACUUUGUGAAGUUCUUUGCACCAUGGUGUGGCCACUGCAAAGCCAUGGCUCCCACGUGGGAGCAGCUGGCGACCACAUUUGAACACUCUGACCUGGUCAAGAUUGGCAAGUUGGAUUGCACUCAGCAUUAUGAGAUCUGUUCAGAGAACCAGGUGCGAGGCUACCCCACACUGCUCUUCUUUACCGACGGGGAAAAGGUGGAUCAGUACAGGGGAAAGCGUGAUCUGGAGUCCUUUAAGGAAUUUGUAGAUAAUCUCUUAGCUGCUGCUGCUUCCAAGGCUCAGCCUGAUCCCGAGGACACAAAGACCAGUGAAUUACCCCUGAUUGCAGAGCCUGCUAAAGAUGAGUCCAGUGUCCUGGUCCUCAAUGAAAGCAACUUUGAUGAGGUUGUUGCCAAAGGUGUCUCCUUCAUCAUGUUUUAUGCUCCCUGGUGUGGCCACUGUAAAAACCUGGCCCCUGUGUGGGAGGACCUGUCCAAGAAGGAGUUUCCAGGCCUGAUGGAUGUAAAGAUUGCUAAAGUGGACUGCACUGUUGAGAGAACCCUCUGUAACAGAUUUUCGGUACAUGGAUACCCAACAUUGCUGAUUUUCUGGGCAGGCCAGCAAGGGGAGGAGUAUAAUGGGGGGCGGGACUUGGAGGGCCUCCACAGCUUUGUGAUGAAGCAGGCCAGAGACGAACUGUAGCUCCGCCUGUUACCCAUCACACCCUGCUCCGAUACCUUGUUUCCUAUGGUUUUCCUCCAAAAG
Molecule: messenger RNA, 1439 nt
Organism: Electrophorus electricus (electric eel)
Lineage: Eukaryota; Metazoa; Chordata; Actinopteri; Gymnotiformes; Gymnotidae
Gene: txndc5
Product: thioredoxin domain containing 5
Biological process (GO): protein folding
Cellular component (GO): endoplasmic reticulum
Molecular function (GO): protein disulfide isomerase activity
Source: RefSeq, a predicted model, not a curated record